Molecule: messenger RNA, 951 nt
Organism: Anopheles gambiae (African malaria mosquito)
Lineage: Eukaryota; Metazoa; Arthropoda; Insecta; Diptera; Culicidae
Product: syntenin-1
Exons: 4
Coding region: 161-853 (230 amino acids)
Cellular component (GO): plasma membrane; cytoplasm
Molecular function (GO): protein binding
Source: RefSeq, a predicted model, not a curated record
AUCCCAAAUCACAAUUCGGCUUAUCUGGUUAUGACGAACCAAAUGAAAGUAGCGCGUGGUUUUCGGUGUUGGCUUAUCAAACCUCUGAAUCGUACAAACGGGACCUCCCGGUUUCGGAGAAUGAGUUCAGUUUGGCUAGAACAGACGUAGCGUCGAAUCGAUGUCGGUCAGUUGGGAGCAGCAGGAUUUGUUUGUUUCUUCCAGCGGAGCGAACCGCACCCCGCGCAAUGGUCGGGGCCUUGUUGAACCGGGAUGUCCCGUAAGGAUAUCUCGAUUUGCUGCCGUCGAUGGAAUUCGAGAGUUACUUAUACGCAAAGGGGAAGAUGGCAAAAUUGGCAUUACCGUGCGCCAUAUAGAGGAAGGAAAGAUUCUUAUUUGCGCUGUGCUGCGCAGAAGUCCCGCAUAUCUGGCAGGGCUUCGAUACGGUGACGAAGUGUUGAGCCUUGAAGAUGAACCACUGGUUGGGCAGACGGUGGAUCGGGUUCGUGAGCUGGUGCGGAAGAAUACACGUAAUAGCAUCAAGUUGCGCACGAAAGAUAAACCAGGCGAACGGUAUGUAACCGUCGUGCGGGAUGAGGAGAAGGGUUACGGUUUCCGGUUCGUGGACGGAGAGAUCACGUUCGUUCGGUCGAACACAUCGGCCCAACGGCAAGGUCUGGAGCGGAAGCUGCAAAUCAUAGAGGUUAACGAGGAGGUCGUUGUGGGAACCAAGGACGAGGAUAUUGAGGCGAUCAUAUGCGGCAGUGACGGUGGCACGGUGACGCUCUGUGUUGUGCCGGUAAAGGUUUAUCGGCAGCUGUUUAGUAGGAUAUCAUCCAUCACCAAUGAUUCUCUCACGUUGGUUGAAUUGUGAGAAUCGGUGUAUUAUUCUCAUGCGCACAAAAUCUGAAUUUAUAUGUCCGACUUAGAUUAAAAUAGUUUAUUAGAAUAAACAUGUUUAUCCAAUAUUUA